AAUUUGAGCUUCGUACCUCUUAAGUCUUGGUUGUACUUCAUUCUCUGCCAUGUUCUCCAAAGCCCUUUUAGCUCAGUCAAGGACACUCUCUGUAUCUCUCAAGGCCCGUGCGUCACUUUCGCCGCUGGUUCUAUUACGCCAUGCCAGCCCCGGAAAACUCUCGAUGCCAUUGCAAUGGCAGCGGUCAUUGUCGACGUCGUUAGCGCUGCGUGAUGACGAGUCGUGGCCUAGCGACCGAAGCUCGAAGCCAAGAGGCUUUCGGAGAAAUGUUUCGCCUUCGGGAACACUUUACGUCGGAAACCUUCCAUACUCUGUCACUGAAGAUGAGCUGCGACAGUCUUUCGCAGAGUUCGGGGAGAUCGUGCGCGUAUCUUUGGGCACCUCGGCAGAGGGAAUGAGCCGUGGGUUCGGACACGUCCAAUUUGCCAAUGUGGAUGAUGCUAGUAAGGUCAUCAAGGCGGAUGAGGAGGACCCAAUAUUCAUCAUGAACCGCGACAUCUUCCUUGACCACGCUGCGGUCCAGGAGCAGCCUGUGCUUGAACCUUACCACACACUCUUCAUUCGCCCGUUCGGCGGUGCAGAGGACGACUUGCGCCAGGUAUUCACCGACUUUGAACAUUCCAUCGCGGAUGUGAGAAUAUUGAGGGAUAAAAUGACCGGCGAAUCAAGGGGAAGCGCGUUUGUGGAAUUUAAGAACGCCGAGACCGCUACAGAGGCGCUUGAGGCCCUGAAAGAUUAUAAGGACCCUUCAACGGGCAGAAAUAUGAUCCUCAAAUAUGCAAGACCUAACCGGAACGAAUCCGCCUCUGACCUCAAGGGCAGCCCAGACGGUAAAAAGCGGAGAUUCAAUCAGAGAGAGAAAGCUCCGCGUCGCAAAAACUCAUACGGCGGUGACUGGAAAGGUCCCCAGCGCACGGAGGAGUAUCGUGAUUGAUAGUGGAAUGGUGAUCAUCUAGAUUUAUCAUAACUAUAUCGUGGUACCCAUUUUCUGCAUGCUUGUUGGACGCGCAUAUUAUUAGCUCAUCGUUAAUCACAUCUCAUGGCAUUAUUCUGAUGCCUUCGCUUCUCUCUCAACUUUCUGACCUUGACGCCUUACAUCUCGUCCCUUCUAAAACUACACACCCACCCUUGCUCUAGACACCGCCUGUAAGUGGAC
This is a messenger RNA of Suillus clintonianus, 1156 nucleotides long. RefSeq lists its product as uncharacterized. The record is from RefSeq and is a predicted model, not a curated record. Lineage: Eukaryota; Fungi; Basidiomycota; Agaricomycetes; Boletales; Suillaceae. Gene Ontology annotation, molecular function: RNA binding. Bases 50 to 934 code for a protein of 294 amino acids. The transcript has 3 exons.